Molecule: messenger RNA, 423 nt
Organism: Candidozyma haemuli
Lineage: Eukaryota; Fungi; Ascomycota; Pichiomycetes; Serinales; Metschnikowiaceae
Exons: 1
Coding region: 1-423 (140 amino acids)
Biological process (GO): late endosome to vacuole transport via multivesicular body sorting pathway
Cellular component (GO): endosome; Vps55/Vps68 complex
Source: RefSeq, a predicted model, not a curated record
AUGAACCCCUUGAACAAGAUCAUCUUCCUUUCGGCGUUUUUGGCCUUUGGCUUCCUUCUAAUUCUCCUUUCAUGCGCCCUAUACAACAACUGGAAGCCACUCUGGGUCAUUGCCAUUUUCCUAGUGGCUCCAUUGCCUAACAUCAUUCUGUCUUCCAUUGAAAACAACAGAGACGAUUUCUUGACGUUUAGUAACGAUAGAGGUAAUACUCCCUCGCCAUUGCAAGAACUGGCCAAACUAAUCACUGGCUUCUUGCUUGUUAGCGGCAUUGCUUUGCCCUUGACGUUUUAUCACACCCACCUUAUUGGAGUGGGAUCUUUAUUCAUGAGUGUUAUUGGCGGUAUAAUCGUCUACAGUGACAUUAUAGUGUUCAUAUGGUUCUUUUCCGAGCACGAAGACGAAAACGACGACUUCAACUUUUGA